Messenger RNA from Microplitis mediator, 3423 nucleotides. RefSeq names its product protein PFC0760c-like. The record is from RefSeq and is a predicted model, not a curated record. The transcript is spliced from 14 exons. Lineage: Eukaryota; Metazoa; Arthropoda; Insecta; Hymenoptera; Braconidae. Bases 397 to 3405 code for a protein of 1002 amino acids.
AGACAAGUCGACACUCUCGAUACUUCACACAACUUGUACCAUAUUAAGAAGAAUCAAUGAACAAAUGUAGUCUGAAUUACGAUUAAAUUCAAGGUGUUAGCUGUGCGAUGACAAAUGCACUCAAGGAGAUACAGAGACUAAAGCAAAGCGGAUUACGUGUCCAAGUGUUUAAAAGUAUGAAAAUCAUACUAAGGCAUAUCAUCGUCAUCAGUGUACUGAGUUUUUACAUUUUUCUUUGUUCAUUGUUGAGAUAAAAAUAUACAUAAAAAAACGUAAAGCCAUGUUGUUCAAGAGAGAGCUAUCAUCACAGAAAGAAACGAGGGAUGAAACAUGGAAAAGAGACGACAUCAUCUCGUGGUUAUACACAAGUGAAACUUUUGCAGCAUCAGUAAAAAGAUGACUCAACUGAUAAUACCAUUUUUAUCAAUACUAAUGAGUAUUUUCACCAUAACAAUACAAAGUAAUGAAAUAAAAGUAAUUCAUAAAAAAUUAAAAAUAGAAAAUGGAGAAAGAAACAGUCCGGCUUUAAAUAAUUUUCUAAAGGACGUACUUAAAGCCAAAGAUGAAUUGAAGUGGAUAGAUCAAAUGAUUUACCCUCAAAUGAACAGCAAUAAAUAUCCUGAAACGAGACGUAAAUUACUUGCAACCAGAGAUGUUCGGGCAGUUAAUAGAAAACGUCAUUGGGACCAUGAUGGAAAUUAUAUUAAGCCAGUUGUCAGUACUUAUGAUGAUUAUGAUGAUGAUGAAGAUUAUCAAGAUUAUUUUGAUAACGAUAAUGAUUUUUACUUUAAAAACCGAAAUCGGAGAUUGAAUCUUCAUAACGAUGGUGUUCUUGAAUACAAUGAUUAUGAUAUUGAUCAUCGAGAGAAAUGUAAGCCCGUAAAAGAUAGAGGAAUUCUAAUUAAAAAAAUGAAUAAUAAAACUGAACAAUAUGUAGAACCUAAGACAGUUUUUCUUAGUCCGAAAAAUUUUAAUUCUAGAAAAUUUUCAUUUAAGAGAAACAGCCUUCAAUUUAAAAAUGAUUUACAGAAUGAUGACAGUAAUGAUGAUGAUGAUGAUGAUGACGAUGAUAACAGUGAUAACGAACUUAUGGAUAAUUUAGGAUAUGGAGGAGAGAAUUAUAAGGAGAAUCAGGUUAAAGGACAUGAAGCUCGAUAUCACAGAGAUCAAGAUCACGAGGCUCAGUUGGCUCUUGCGGAAUCUGAUUCUCAAGAUGAUAACCAAAAGUACAAAAGAACGAUUCAAGAUGAUGACAUCUCCAAUUACUUGGAUGACAUUCCUUUAGAUCUAUCAUCUCCAGAAAUAGGGAAUACCUCGUCAUCUGGAAGUGACUAUCAUGCUCUUAAAGCUACCGAUGAUAUGUUCAAAGGAGGAAUCGAACAAGGAAAUUCAAUCGAUGAUAAAAUUGAUACUCUUACACAGAUUUCAAAUACAAAACCAGAAAAUUAUGACCCUGAUUAUUUAAACAAAAAUCAAUGGUUCAGUUAUUUAAAGUUAUCUAAGAAUAACAAUGAAAAACCAGUUAGAAAAAUAGAUAUAUCACUUGAUAAAAAAAUAAAUAAAAAAGUAGAUUCAAGAGAAAAGCGAUUGUCUGUAAAUGGUAUGCCGAUAAUGCAUCAUGAAUCGAUUGUAGAGCCAUCAAAUUGGCCGUGGGAAUAUUAUGACGAUAAAGAUGAUAUGAGAAUAAAAUUCGGUCGUGGGUUAAUGCAAGUGUCAAAUAAAAUAGAUCGUAUAUCUGUAAAAAGUAAAAAUAAUAAAAUUAAAUCUCGAAAUUAUAAUGAAAAUUUAAAAUUUAAAAAUUCUACAAGCCACAGGUAUUAUAUGAAAAAAUCCAAUUUCCCGUCAAAAGAACACGAAUCUUUAAAAAACCAUUUUAAUAGGUUUUCAUUUCCUUCUGAAAAUAAAAUAUAUUAUAAAAAAAAAUUUAAACUAACACGAUUUGCUAGGGAACUUGAGAAUAAGAAUGAAGAUAAGUUUAAAGAUGUUUCCCAAAUACAUUUUCGUGUUAAUGCAGCACUUGCCGAUGAAAUUGUUGACAAAAUAUUUGAGCAAGUUGAAAAAAAUGAAGCAUUAAAACGUGGAUUAAAAUUACAGAGAAAUAAUAAAUUUCAUGAUAAAAUUAUUAAUCAAACGGAUGAUAAAAUAAAUCUGGAAAAUGAAGAAAAAACAGAGGAAAUUAUAAAAAAAGUUAAAGAACUUUUAAGUAAUAUUGUUAUGGAAGAAUUUAAAGAAAAAACUUGUUUAAAAUUACCAUCACAUUUACAAAAAUUUUUAGUGUGGCUCGUUGAUAAUAAAAAUGAUGCGUACAAUUAUACAAAAUACAAGGUUCAAGAUACAGAUGUCAGUGAGCAGAUAAAAGAGGAACAAAAAAAAAUUUUAUUUCCAAAAUCAAGAGAAUUAACUUCACCUGAAAUUUAUUCUUUGGCGCGAAAAUCUGCCGAGACAAACACAACAAGAGAAAUCAAUUCCUCAAAUUCAAGUGACAAAAUAAAUAAUCUUUUUGGCGAAUUACAUGAAAAAAUGAAAUUAUUAAAACGCUUAUUAAGAGCUUACCAUUUUUUGAGUCACCAUGAACAGAAAAAAGUUAAAGCCGUCCACGAUUAUUUGAAAAAACAAUUAAAAUUGUUGGAAAAAUAUAAUGGAUCAAAAGAAAACGUUGAAGAAUUUUCAACAAUUACGGCUGUAAAAAAAAUGAGUAGUAAUAAAUUAUUUAAUAAAAAUCAAGAGAAUUUAUCUGAAAUUAAUCAUGAUAAUGACACAUCUCUUUUAUCACUAUUCAGUAAUGAGUUAACCAAUAAAAAUAAGCCACGGAAUAUAAACAAUAAAGAGGACAGAAAAGUUGAAAAAUUUUUAAACAUUAAUUUCCGACAAAAACGAGAUAUGAAAAAUGAUUCGAAUUCAAUUGAAAAAUUAAAUAAUUUAAAAAAAAUAACAUUACCACUUGGUAGUACUUCUGCGUCAGACGAAUAUAUGUAUACUGCAUUAAAAGAAUGUACUUCAAGUGAAUGUAAAUCAAAAGUUUAUGAUAAAUGGAAUAAAAAAUUUAUAAAUAAACCUGGUGGGAAUUUAGCACAUCCGGAUAAUCAAUCGAGCAUUAAAUACAAUGAAUAUAUUUUAACAACGGCAUUUCCAUCAUCUGCUUUAACAUUAAUACCCUCUGCUUCUGUUUUAUCAGCUUUUAGUUACAAUCCAACCAUCAAUCGAAACAGAUUAACAAUCAAUAAUAAAAAUAAUCAAAUUAAAAUUCCAUCAAUCACAUACGAAAAUUUAAAAAAAAAUAACAAAAUGACACAACUAUUAAAUACAUUUAAUUACCCGACAACUGAAAAAAAUUCAUUUUCAACUCUAAAAAGUGCUAAAUUUUUAGAAAGUAAAAUAAACAUUUUUCCAGUUCCCUAUAAUUAAUUUAAAUAUCGAUUAUAA